This is a messenger RNA of Bombyx mori (domestic silkworm), 1940 nucleotides long. RefSeq lists its product as uncharacterized. Lineage: Eukaryota; Metazoa; Arthropoda; Insecta; Lepidoptera; Bombycidae. The transcript has a single exon. Bases 118 to 795 code for a protein of 225 amino acids. The record is from RefSeq and is a predicted model, not a curated record.
UUUGUGUCUGAUGUCACUCAGUUAGAACGCGCGUCGCUUAUCUCACACCAAUCUCUCAGUCACCUCCAGCAUUGUGUAGCAGUCGUUAUACAAAAAAAAAUAACAAAAAAAGAAAUCAUGAAUAUUAUUCACGUUUUCAUCGCAAUCACGUUUAUGAAAUACUCAAAAUGCUAUGUCAUUGAAGACUCGGGAAAAGUGGACGCACAAAAGCAGCUAUUAAGAAAAUUGGAAAUUUUACAAGAACCAAAAAAUGAAAUAUCUACAUCGCAAAUAGAAAAACCAAUUGGAGUGCCAGAAAACGGAACAAGCACAACGCAGCAAAAACAUGAAAAUGAAACGGUCCUUAGAGAAGAUAAGGAGAAGAGUUGUCUAACUCUGUUCUUCGAUCAGGUUGCCAAAAUAUUCAAACACUUAUUUUACGGGGACGUUGAAAAACCGAGCAAUUCUAGAAUUGAACUUCUCGAAUCGGAUUUUGCAGUAACCAACGAUAGUGGAACUUCAAGGGAGAUAUCCAAUCAUCACGACAUAUUUCCCAACAGAUUCGACUUGACUGACCCUAACGCUGAAGUGGAAAUCUUCGAGCCGAGGUAUCACGGUCGACUGAAAGAAGAGACUAAAGAAGCAUUGAAAUGUCCUGAAGGAUACAUAAUGACGCCCAAUGGUUGUACCGUGAGAAAUUCUAAAAUGAUUAUAUCGGUGCCUAAUCAAUGUCCCAUUGGAUAUAGACAAGAUUGGUUGGGAUUCUGCAGGAAAAUAAUGUUUUUCGGAGGAAAAAUUGCCUACAAUGAUUAUUAGUGGUUUGCAAAGCUGAAAUUCUUUUCAGACCUUUCUCGGUGAUUCGUAAAAAAAUCAGUUCACUGUUUUUUAUAAUAUUAUUUUAAUAGAAAUUACAAGAUACCUACAUAUUGUGUGAAAGAAGACAAUUUACGCCUCGUCUGAGGUAAAACAUAUCCUGAAACAUAAAUAAAGAAUGUAUCAAAAGUUUAAUAAUCUCAUACAAUAACAACGUUGCGACAUUUUUAAUUUCUUAUUGUAUUCGUUUCGUGUUAUUUUGUAUUUUAAAUUCAGGAAAUAUAUAGGUAAGGAUGAAUACAAGGGAUAAAGAAUAAAGUUGGGAAUGAAGGUUUACGGUAAUGUGAGAGGGGUGACUUAAAAGACAGACUGUGUGAAAGGAGAUAUAGAGAGAUACGUUGAGCCGACUCCAUAUAGUGGUAUAAGAGCAAGAAAAAAAUACAAAGAAUAAAAAUUUGUGAAUAUAAGAAAACUAGUCUAAAACUGGUCUUAUUGGUGGUAGGACCUCUUGAGUGAGUCCGCACGGGUAGGUACCACCACCCUGCUUAUUUCUGCCCAAAAACAGUAAUGCGUUUCGGUUUGAAGGGUGUGGCAGCCAUUGUAACUAUACUGAGACCUUAGAACUUAUAUCUCAAGACGGGUGGUGCAUUUACGUUGUAAAUGUCUAUGGGCUCCAGUAACCACUUAAUACCACGUGAGCUGUAAGCUCAUCCACCCAUCUAAGCAAUAAAAAAAAAAGAUCAGCGUACUCUUAUGUAAAAUGUAUAACGAAUCAACAUAAUAUAUUCAGCUUUCGGAAGUACUUCACUUUUUUCAAUGCCUUAGUCUCGUUCAAAAGUUUGGCGACAUAAUUGAAGUAUCGGUCACUUUAAAAUAAUUUUUAAUGACUAUGUAUUUUGAAAAUAUCAAAUAACAGACACCCGUGUCAUAAGCAAGUGCACUUCUAAAUUAUAACGUAAAAGCAAUAGAACUCAUAAUCGACCGACUCUUAGACAAGCUAUUGGCAAUGUUAUUAACGUGAAUUCAACAAAUUCGCUUGCUCGUCUCUCAAUAGUGAAUCUUCAAGGUCAUCCUUUUAAUUCAUCAUAUACUUGAAGGUCUUGUUUAUACUCGAAUAACAUAGUAUAUUAAAUAUUUUAUGAGUUAAA